Tricharina praecox is the source of this 5226-nucleotide messenger RNA. RefSeq lists its product as uncharacterized. Gene Ontology annotation, biological process: microtubule-based movement; mitotic spindle organization. NCBI's taxonomy places the organism in Eukaryota, Fungi, Ascomycota, Pezizomycetes, Pezizales, Pyronemataceae. The transcript has 7 exons. The coding region runs from base 1 to 5226 and encodes 1741 amino acids. The record is from RefSeq and is a predicted model, not a curated record. Gene Ontology annotation, molecular function: microtubule motor activity; ATP binding; microtubule binding.
AUGGUCGGGUCUCCAGGGUCGCCGUCACCGCGCGACCACCCUCCGCGACCCAUGAGCGCCAUGAUGCGACCUGCGCGAAGCUCGAGUCGGAUGAGCAUGAGCAGUCGAGCGGGUGGAAGCAGAGCCUCGGAUGAGGAUGGGAGGACAUCUGUCAAAGUCGCUGUACGCGUCCGGCCGCCGCUCAAACCGUCCGACCCCGGCUUUGAGUUGAUCCCACAGCGAUUUCAGAGGGGAAUGGUACACGUUACGAGCCCCACCAGCGCCGCCGUCGACAGUCCGCAGGGCAGGAAAAUCUUCGUCUUCGAUCGUGUUUUCGGGCCCGAUGUCACACAGGAUGGCGUCUGGGAGUACUUGGAGGAGAGCGUCAACGCGUUUCUUCAGGGUUACAAUGUGUCAGUUCUUGCCUACGGUCAAUCCGGCGCUGGAAAGUCGUAUACCAUGGGCACGGCUGAGCCUGGCGAGCAUCCCGAUCACCACCAAAUGGGGGUAAUCCCAAGGGCUGCCAUUGCUCUCUUCGAUAGACUCGGAGGAUCGAAUUGCGAUAAGAAUUCUGGUAUUAGGGCGCCCGUGCGCUAUUCGACCCCAAUCGCGACACUUCAGCGGAACAACCCCGAUAAAGGCUGGACAAUGAAGGCCACAUAUGUCGAGAUUUACAACGAGCAACUGCGAGAUCUGUUAUUGCCGGAAGGAACGCGACACGACGACAGAGCACCUAUAACCGUCCGGGAGGACACGAAGGGGCGCAUAUUACUGACCGGAUUGCGACAAGUCGAGAUCAAUAAUGUACAGGAUUUGAUGGGAGUGCUGAGCUUCGGGUCCUCAAUCCGACAGACCGAUGCCACCGCGAUCAACGCCAAAUCUUCGCGUUCGCAUGCUGUGUUCAGUUUGAACUUGGUCCAACGCAAGGUGAAGGACAUGGAUAAGGCUUCGAAAAGAAUGUCGAUGCCGGCGGACAUGGGACCGGAGGGUUUCAUGACUGUUGACAGCAAAAUGCACUUUGUCGACUUGGCGGGAAGUGAACGUUUGAAGAAUACCCACGCCCAAGGAGAGCGAGCAAAGGAGGGUAUUUCUAUCAACGCAGGUCUGGCAAGUUUGGGCAAGGUUAUAUCUCAACUCUCAUCACGCCAAUCGGGAUCCCACGUCUCAUACCGUGAUUCUAAACUCACACGACUUCUGCAAGACUCCCUGGGUGGUAACGCCAUCACAUACAUGAUUGCUUGUGUAACGCCUGCCGAAUUCCACUUGAGUGAAACACUGAACACCAUUCAGUACGCUCAACGCGCUCGUGCCAUCCAGAGUAAACCCCGGAUUCAGCAAAUCUCAGAUGACGGCGACAUGAAACAACUCAUCGAUCGGUUACGUGCUGAAAUUGCGUUCCUCCGCGAGCAGCUCAAGAGCAACAGAACGGAAUCGAACGAGCGAACAACCAAUGAGAAGACGCGAGGAGUUAGAGACAGUCGCUCGGCAGAAAGAGAGGUUGAGUUGCAGAACCAGCUCCUCGAUCUUCAGGAGAAUUACACCGCUUUGAGUCAACGACAUGCCAAAGUGAUUUCCGAGAUCACCCGGGCGACAGACACGGAUGAGCCUCGGGCGCACCCCACUGAGUACGCCGACUCUGCCGUGGACAGGAUCAAGAGGUCGAAUUCCUUUGCGGAAGCGGUCGAGCAGGUUGUCUUGGAGUACGAAAAGACGAUUCAGAGCCUUGAAUCGUCGCUCACUAGCACUCGAUCGUCCCUGAGUAACUCGGAAAGCACUCUGCUCGAGAAGGAGAGCAGGCUUGCCUAUGUUGAGACCGUCAACCACCAACUUCAGGCUCGUCUGCAGAAGAUGGUGGAUCGCGAAUCGAGCACCGAAAACUACCUUAAAGACCUCGAGACAAAGCUUAGUGGCCAUACAUCGGGAGAGGAGAAAAACUCCGCCAUCAUCCGAGAACUGCAGAAGGAGAUUGCGCGGAUUCGUGAGAACGAGGCGGGAUGCGAAGACUACAUUUCGACUCUCGAGGAACGACUCGCGGAAUCUGAGCAGGACAUGGAGCUGAUGCAGCGCGAGAUCGACCGCUUGGAGCAUGUCAUUGACCGACAACGGAGUCUCGGCAAGCUCGACCACUUGCUCCUCGAAUUGGAUAACAUCAAGGACAAGGAGAAGGCGGCUGUAGAGCCUGCUGCUGAGACCAACGACGAGGAAGGCCGAACGCCGGUUCCUUCGCUGUCAUCAAAGGCAGACUCUAUUCGUUCCGAGCCAUUCUCAGAGGAUCGGAACCAUCCCACGCUGGACAUUUCUCGGUUCGCCGUUCGAUCACCCACUCCACCUGUCAUGUCCGGCACUCCUCCGAUUUUGGAGUCCGUUGCGGAGGACGACUACCUGCCUACUUCCAAAGACGACGAGUACAAGUACAUGCCGCAAAGUCCCGCACAGUCGCAGUUUGUUGCCGACAAGUUCGAGACUGUGCAGCAGGAAUUGUUCGACCUCAAGGUGGAGCACGAGCAGACUCUGCAGGAGUUCGAGCAGGUCACCGUAAACUACGAUCAGGCCAUGCGAAACAUAUCAGCGAUGCGCGAUCAACUCGACGAGCUUCGGCACGCCAAGAAGACCCUUCCUGUCAUGGACUCCAUAUCAAGGGGAACCUCACCACCAGAGUCCCCAGAACUGCGGCCUGUCUCUUUUUUAGCAGACGCGAGGGUGAACGGUUUGAAGGAAUCCGAGGAACAGCUCUCAUCAUCGCUCUCGCUAUCAUCGGAGCUGUCCUUGGCUGGUGUGUCUCAUGCCCCUCCGGGCUAUACUGAAACCGACGAGAACGCGCUAAAGAUCACCCUCGAAACGGAAACGGAACGCGAAGUCACCAGGGCUUCUACCGCCUCGCCGGAUGACCUCUUGAAGAAGUUUGAGAUGCUCUUCAAGGAGAAGGAAGAGCUCGAGCGUGCAGCCGAGGAAGAGCAGCAGAAUCUCCAGAGGGAACUCAGCAAAACCCGCGACGAGCUUGCCGAAUUCAAGAGUGGCAACAGCCCCCGGAACAGCAGCAGCCCCAGCCCAUCUCAAUUUCUUAGAAGGAAGUCGAGUCAGAGUUUGGCUGUUGUUGAUCGCGCGCAACGUGCGUUUACCAGUCUUCGGAGACUUGCGAAUGAGCACUUGAGCGCGCAACCUGAUGUGCUUGAGAACUUUGAGCUCAACAUUGAUGGUGCCAUGCGGGAACUUCAAAAUCGCCUGGACCGUAUCUCUGAACUGGAGCAAGAAGUCAACUCGCUCAGGAAGGAGAUGGAGUCCAAGUCUACCAUGAUCGCCGGUCUGACCAGGGAGCGGACGAGCAUUCAGACUUCGCCGAUGGACAUUUCCGUCGUUGCGGUUAUGCAGCGCCGAAUCGACGAGACCGAAGCUCAGCUCUACAAGACCCGGCAAUCUCUCGCGGACCGCGAGCGCGAGCUUGCAUCUGCGAGAGGCGCUGUGGAGUCGAUCGCAACAAACUCUCCGUCCAAUGCUCUCAGUCUUCUCGACGAGUUGACCAAGGAACGGCGACUGACUAGUGAUCAGGCGGCUAAGAUCCUUGAGCUCCACAACGACCUGGAGCAGCUCAAGUCUGGCCAGUUCCGGGCACUUGACAACCUUCAGGAGUCGAAGCAGGCUCUUGAGAAGAAUCUUCGUGACCUUGAGAUCGAUCUUUCAAAAACCAAGGAGGCAUCGAUGCAGAAUGAGCUUGACAUCCGGUUCUCGUACGAUCAGCAGCUCCACGACUACCAAAGGCGCGUGGAUAUACUGCAGGAGAAUAUCGCACAUAAUAAGGAGACCAUCAAUUUGCAGCUCAACCGUGUUACGGAGCUUGAGAAGUUCCAGUCCGAUGCCGACCGACAAAUCGAUUUUUUGCUCACCAAUGAGGCUUCAUCCAAAGACCAGAUCGAGCAGCUUCAAAUCGUCAACAUGAACCUUCAGAUGAAUAUUGCUCAGAACAAGGAACUCAUCGAGGGCCAGCAACGUCGCCUCGAGAAGAUGGAGCGUGACUACGACGAGGCUGUCAAACAGCUUGAGGUCCUUCGGGAAGAAAAGGUUUCCGCGCUUACUGCCCUCAAGGAGGCAGAAGAGCGUGCUCAGAAGGAGGCUGCCGCCGCUGCCGCGAAGCACGAGGAGCUUGUUGCCGCCGUUCGCAGCGAACUCGCCGAAAGCCAGGAGACCGGUGCCGCACACGCUGUGAAGCUUGCACAGCUCCAGGAGUCGUAUGAUCAGCUCCAGGCCUCGUAUGACCAGGUCCAGACCUCGUACGACCAGGCGCAGAGCGAGAAGUCGGUUGCCGCGGACGAUGGGAAUGAGGCCAAGGAAGAUCUGCAACGCCAACUCGCUGCGCAGAAGGAAGACCUCGAACGCCAACUCGCCGAGCAGAAGGAGACGAUUGCUGCGCAUGUUGCUUCUUUGAAGGAACUGCAGGACGUCCAGGACCAGCGCGAGGCGGAACUCAAGAAUCUCAGCGAGAAGGAGAGGAAGCACGCGAAGCUCGUCGAGGACCUCGAACAGGAGCUCACUUUCACCUUCGAUCAGAACCAGGAGUCUUCGAAGAACUUGGCUGCGAUCACGCUGGAGUUCGAGAAGGCGAAGCAGGAGCGCGAUGCUUUGGCGGCGCUGUCCGAGCAGAAGUCGGCCGAGUCACAGAAGGUCAUCGAGAGCCUUAAUGAGGAAAUCAUGAAGUUGAGGUUGAAAUUGUCUGAGGUUGAGUUGGAGCUUCAAAGCAUGGGCUCGAGAGCACAGCGAUCCAACUCCACUUCUUCCAACAACACUGGCAGCGUACGCAAGAGCACAUCCAGCGCCUUGCCCUCACCACCUCCAGCGAUUCCCCUCCCCCCGCUGCCCUCCACCAGCCCUCCACCAGGUGCUGGCCCGGCCCGCCGACCAAGCAAGGACUACGUGUCGACGCACUUUGAGGACCAGGAGGCCCGUAUCAAGACGCUCGAGAAGCAGCUCCAGGCCGAGAAGGCGCUCACGGCGACGCUCGAGGAGGCGCUGACCGACUGUGAGACGACGAUGAAGCGGCUCACGAGCGAUCGCGACAGCUUCCAGCUCAAAGCCAGCCAGGUCCAGCAGGAACUCGAGAAGACUAAGAACGAGAGCGCGUCGAGCCGGUACUCGGUGCAGGCGGUUGAAGAAGAGAGGAUGGCUCGACAGAAGGCGGAGCAAGCUCGUGCGGCACUCGAGGAACGCAUGCAGGCAUUGAACAAAAAGAAGACGAGGAGCUUUGCGUGCUUUUAG